CAAGCGAACGUGUGCGUUUUUCUUUUUGACGUCGUUGACGAUACUCAAACCAAACAAAAAUAAUUCAAGAAUCAAAUCUCAUAGUUUUCCCCGUUGGUGUGCGUUUAAAACGACGGUCGACAUACACACACCAAAGGAAAAUUAUAUUUUUUUCCUAUCGAAAACAAAAAAAAAAAAUAUGGUUUGCAAUGAAAUUUUUGUUGAAAUAUAAAAGUGGUUGAAUGAAAACAAAAAAAGAAAAGAAAAUAAUAGUGGUGGUUGCAAAAAAAAAAAAGUGAAAAACAACAACAACAAAUUUCAAAUUGGAAUAAUUGAAAGUGAGACAAACACCUACGUUUAUCCAUCAUUUAACCUUUAAGCAAGCAUAGAGGGAAAAAUUAAGGAACACACCAAGCAAAAAGUGUAAGCAAACACAUCCUUAGCCAUCAACGAAUAAUAAUAAAACCGGGAGUAAAGCCAUAAAAACGAAAGCAGCAAAAAUAACAUCCCGUUAAAGUAAUUGAAACAUUCGCCAAAGAAGUGUAAAACGAAACAAAACGGAAGGUGGAAACAAACAAACAACAACAACAGAAAAAAACCUAUAAAAUUAACAACAACCUCAUACUCCUCCCAUACCAUUCCGCAAGGAAUUCAUGGCAAAGUGUCGUUUUUCGGAAAAGUGCAAACAAAAAAGUAAUUAAAAGUCCGGCGCAACAAAAAAAGCAAAGGCAUUGCCACAAAUUUUUAAUUAUCGACAUAAAACAAAUGUCAUUUCACAAGAUGACCUCUCAAGUGUAACAUCCCAAGUGUAACGUGUUCCAAGCUAAAGCCCCCAAACCGUAAAGAAAAAUUUGUCAUACUUAAAAAAAAUAGGUGUCUUAACUUGCUGGAGAGAAAAAAAAGAAGGCAGCAUAAGUGUUUGUAAUUGUGAAAUGUCAUAAGAGAAAUUUACUGCCUAGUGCCUGUAAAGAUUUGAAGUUUUGCUCAUUGUCAUUGGUGCCCACAAACGUAAAGCAAGUCCCAACACUUUGUGGGAAAAUUCUUUAUUUCAACUUGCCCCAUCUUCCAAGAGCGACUAACAAACAACAACUAAUUGCAUGGUUUCAUUCAUUGGAUUAUGAUCGUUAUAAAAAGAUGACGCCGCUGCAAUGAGGACGAUCCACUAGCGGCAUUGACUAUGGGACCAGAGGCAUGGGUAUGUGUGCGGACCCUGGGGCUUACCGGUGGUGUCAGGCAUUAAGCCGAACGCGAUCAACGUUCGCCACAAAUACAAAUACAGCAAACACUAGUAGCAACAGACACAACCAAAAAUCCAUAUUAGAAACCAAUUUUGCCAAUAGUAAUACUAACAUUUGCAAUAACAUAUGCCACUCGACAGCAAUCGAUAAGAAGAAACAGCAAGAACUGCAGCAUAACGAUUAUCAGAUACGAUUUAAACCUACAAAAACCAAAACUUUUGCAGCUGCCGUGGCCGCUUUGAAAGCGACAUCACUGGAAAAGCCAAUCAAUAAUUCCACAAAUUGUUCUCUAACCACAACGAUACUGGAGGCGUUAAAGUAUUGUCGUCCACCGGCUACAGCGACAACGUCUCAACUACGAUAUCCUCGAAGAAUACAGCCCGCAACGACGACGAAGACGACGAGGCCAAACGCAACAGUAACAGCGACAACACAAACACGAAUACGAUCAUUAGCAACAUCACUAUCACCACCACCACCACCGCCACCGUCACCAAUAUCAUCGUCAUUGCUGGCCACAACAACGACGACGAGGGCGGAGGCGUCAUUGGCGCCAACGUCAAUAACUACAGCAAAGACGACGUCAUCGUAUGGAAAUUCAACGAAUUCAUGCAAACUUUCAUCAACCUCAUCAAUCUCGUCAAUAUCAGCAUCAGCACCAGCAUCAUUAUCAGCCUCAUCAGUGUUGCGUUAUCAGCUGCUGAAAGCUGAAAAACUUUGUCAUUGCCUGAAAUCAUCGUUUCAGCUAACGAUAGUGUUUUUCAUAAUUCUGCUAUUGACCAAAUCAGCUUAUGCCAAUAACAAUAUACCGGAAGACGCUGUUCAUAUCACAGCCAUACUUGGUGAAGGUGUCAUAUUCAACUGUCACGUUGAAUUCCCCAAUGACCAUCCAGUCCCGUACGUCCUACAGUGGGACAAGAAGGUGAGCGAAACGGGUUCCGACCUACCCAUAUACAUAUGGUACGAAAGCUAUCCUGAACACAUCGAAGACGGUUACAAGGGACGCGUGUCGCGAGUGGCACCGGACUCACCAUUCGGUUCGGCCUCACUCAAUUUAACCAACAUCAAGGAGUCGGACCAGGGCUGGUACGAAUGUAAAGUUGUAUUUUUAAAUCGUGAUCCCAAGCAGCAUAAGAACGGUACAUGGUUCCACUUAGAUGUACAUGCACCGCCCCGAUUUAGCGUAACACCAGAUGAUAUAAUAUAUGUUAAUUUAGGUGAUUCAAUUAUAUUAAAUUGCCAGGCAGAUGGCACACCCACACCCGAAAUUCUAUGGUACAAAGAUGCUAAUCCCGUUGAUCCCUCGCCUACUGUUGGCAUCUUUAAUGAUGGCACCGAAUUACGGAUCUCCACCAUACGGCACGAGGAUAUUGGAGAAUAUACUUGCAUUGCACGCAAUGGUGAGGGACAAGUCUCCCAUACGGCCCGUGUUAUAAUAGCGGGCGGCGCUGUAAUCAUGCCGGAUAACGGAAAUGCUAAAAACAUAAAAACCCCCACCAUCACCAACACCAUCACCACUACCACUACCACCAACAGGGGCACGGAUGGUAAAACGGCCAAUACAGCCAUCGCCAACGGCAGCAGCAGACCUUCUGCCAAUGCUACUACUGUUAACAACGGCAGAAACACCAAGAAAACCAAAACCACCAUGGCCCGGAAAGUUGUAAAAACCAAUGAUAAGAAGAGUAAAAUUUUUAUAAAAGUGCCGCCCACGAAUCAAACUAAACUAGAGGGCGAAAAGGUGAUAUUCUCAUGCGAAGCUAAGGCUAUGCCUGGCAAUGUCACCGUACGAUGGUUUCGCGAGGGCUCGCCCGUUAGAGAGGUGGCCUCAUUGGAGACACGCAUUACAAUACGCAAAGAUGGCUCGCUAAUUAUCAAUCCAGUGGGUGCCGAUGAUUCGGGCCAGUAUCUGUGCGAAGUUACAAAUGGUAUUGGUGAUCCCCAGAGUGCAUCGGCAUAUUUGAAUAUAGAGUAUCCUGCCAAAGUGACCUUUACACCCACUGUACAAUAUCUACCAUUUCGUUUAUCCGGUGUUGUUCAGUGCUACAUUAAAUCGAAUCCCCAACUCCAAUAUGUCACUUGGACCAAAGACAAGCGUCUUUUAGAACCCUAUCAAAUGAAAGACAUUGUUGUCAUGGCCAAUGGUUCACUGCUCUUUACCCAUGUCAACGAAGAGCAUCAGGGUCGUUACACCUGUACACCCUAUAAUGCGGAAGGUACUCAGGGCUCUUCGGGUACCAUGGAGGUGUUGGUGCGUAAACCACCCGCAUUUACUGUUGAACCCGAAUCGCUGUAUCAGCGUAAAGUUGGCGAUAGCGUAGAAAUGCACUGUGACGCCGUCGAGGCAGAGGGCACCCAAAAGCCCACCAUCAAAUGGCAACGCCAAGAUGGGGAUCAACUAUCGGAUACUCAGCGUAGUCGCAUCAAAAUAUCUGGGGGUAACAUUACCAUUGAGAAUCUACGACGUGAGGAUUUCGGUUAUUACCAAUGCGUUGUCUCUAAUGAAGUGGCCACUCUAAUGUCACAAACCCAACUAGUGAUUGAGGGCACCCAACCACAUGCACCCUACAACAUAACGGGCAAAGCGACCGAAUCAUCGAUAACACUGCAAUGGAUGCCCGGCUACAGCGGCGGCUCCGAAUACAAACAGGACUAUACGAUUUGGUAUCGUGAGGCCGGUGUUGCGGAUUGGCAAACGAUAUCGGUAACACCUUCGGGUAGUACAGAAGUAACGAUCAAUGGCUUAGCAUCGGGAACUACCUACGAAUUUCAGGUCGUCGGUCGUAAUGUGCUUGGCGAUGGCAUGAUGAGUAAAGUGAUGACAGUGCGCACAGUGGACCUUUUAGCCUAUUUUGAUAUUUUUUUUCAUACCGAUUCUCAAGGAUCGAUUGUUUAUUCGCCACCUAAAUUAAAAUUAAAAGGACCAAAACCUGGACCACCACGUAAUCUCACCGUUACGGAAGUCUCAAAUGGUUUUCUCAUCUCUUGGCAGGCGCCACUGGAGCGAGCCCACAUUGUUAAGUUCUACACAAUAAAAUACCGGACUGAUGCCAAUUGGAAGACCCUGAAUCGGGGCCAGAUACGACCCGAGGAAACCCAAUAUUUAGUUAAGAAUUUAGUUGGAGGUCGUACGUAUUAUUUUCGCGUUUUAGCCAAUUCGGAAAAAUCUUAUGAAUCCAGCGAUGAGGUGAAAUUUCCGGUACCGGCCCGUGUCAAACAUAAAGCAAUAACAGCCGGUGUCGUUGGGGGCAUCCUGUUUUUUAUAGUUGCGAUCAUUUUAUCGGUUUGUGCCGUAAAAAUUUGCAAUAAACGUAAACGACGAAAACAGGAAAAAGAGUUCAACAUGGUAGCUUGCAGGAUAACGGAUGCCCGUAAUAUAGCAGCAAAUAAUCAUCACCAUCAUCAUCAGCAUCAACAUCAACAACAGCAGCAGCAACAGCAGUCACAAGAACCACACCAUCGACAGCAGCAACAACAGCAGCAUCAUCACAUACAACAACAAAUGCAUAAUCGUAAUACGGGCUCGAUUUCCGCUAGUCAAGUGCCUUUAAAAAAAUAUAAACAAACCCGAAUAUCAAGUCUAACAACAAUACUUAUUGCAAUCUUACACUGGAUAUGGCCGCCGGAUCGUUGUACCAACUGCCAUUCGAUCUAUAGCUCGCCGACCUUGGAGGAGUCGGAGCGACACAAAUCCCUGAGUGAAAUACAGCGAUCACGCGAUGGUCGCUUUGUGUUGGCCACCAAAUCGAAUAAUGCCCUGACCAAUGGUGCCAUACUGCUCGACGAUGGAGUCGAUGAGGUGGAUGCCAUGGAUAUGGCCGAUGCCAGGCGCAAUAGUAAUGCCUCGCAAAAAUCUUCUUCAGAUGAUGGAGGAUUUCUAUCGCGCCGCAAUUUCAUAACAGCCCGAGCAUCAUGGCGCCGCCCCCUGGUGGCCUCACCCAGUCAGCUGAGUCUGCAAUCGGUGGCAGCCGGUUCGGCUCGCGGUUUGCUGCAAGGUCUGGGUGGUCUAUUAAAGAUUGGUGGCGGUAGCCAUACUAAUGGUGGCUAUGGCAAAGGUGAAAGUGAUAAUCUGCUGACGGGAGCCCGUUAUCAAAAUGUCUAUGGCAAUACCAUCUAUCGCAAUCUACAUCCUCAUCAUACAAUGGGUCAUCAACAUCAUCAGCACCAGCAGCACCACCAGCAGCAGCAACAGGCACAGCCAGCUAGUAGACCCUUGCAUAUUAACACCAUAAGUGGUGGUCUACAGAGCCACCAUAUGCAUCAGGUGUUUUCCCCCUCCAAAGUUUCUAGAAUAUUUUCAAGUUCGCCCGCCAGCAGCCCCAAUGGAGUGGUCAGUCAAACUGAGGAAUGUCUGCUGGCCUCACCCUGGGCCCUAACCACACCAAAUCAUUCCAACCACUUCACCUAUAAUCCCUUUAGUGACUUGAGUACGGUUUAUCCGGGUUCGGCGGAAAGGUCAGUGCCCACUCUGACACCCACAGCCAGUGGUAAUUUAAGUCGUUAUCGUUAUUAUGCCCAUGAAUUGCCUUCACUGAGAACCAUACAAGAAGAAACCAGACGUCUUAAUUAUGAGCAGCAACAUCAGCAACAUCAGCAUUCAGAUUUUCUGCCCCUGCAAAUGGAUUCACCACCCUCUUGGAGAAGUUACUAUCAGCAUAGUUCUUCGGCCCCGUAUUAUCAUAGCUACAGGCCCAGAACGCGCUGGUAUCCACGUCAUUAUUCGCGUUUAUUUGGUCGCUCUCAGGGGGAUCUUAUGUCUCCGCUGCCGCAUUUGAAUUUAACAUUGCGUUCCUCAAAUCAUCAUGUCUUAGGCUUGGAUGCCUCACCAGAAUCAAGAUCCAGUUCUAGUGGAUUUGGCUCAAAGAACACUUCCAAUCAUCCGCAGGGUUCACACCAUUCGGGUAGCACCAGUGAAUGGCGUCUACUGCCGCCGUAUAGGCCACCGCCGCCACCACCGUCUGCAACAAAUACUGCCUACUUUGGAACAACACCAACAGCUGCACAAAUGGCCACACAGCAAGCGCAAGCGCAAGCAAUGCAACAACAUCAACAUCACCAUCCACCGCAACAAGCCCAGGCUCAGGCUGCGGUGCCUCAGCAAGCCUCUCAAAUCGCCCAACAACAAGCAGGGUAUGGCACAUUGCCGCCCCCUUUAUCCUGCUAUCAGCAUUAUUCACCCUCCAAUUACUUCAGUUCCAGCACUCAGCGUACUCUGACACCGCCCUAUACCAUGGAACAUUGGCUGGAUAUGAUAACACGCCUGAAUGCGGCCACCGAUAAUGUCAAUCUGCCCAAGUCGGUGGAUGUGGGCAGUGUUGAUGGCCACUAUGAGUUUGAUCCCUCAACACCCACACCCAGUGCCUCCACACCAACGGGGGGAUUGCUGCGUGAAGAUUACAAUCUGCACAUAGACACCAGUGGUCAUUUGCAUCAUUUGCACAAUGGCCAGCAUUAUCAGCCACAUGCGGCCACACAUCACACUUUGGGGCCCCUCAGCUCUUCGAGUAGCCUUUUCAAUAGCCAGCCUGGUGGGACGUUUGGUCUCUCAGGUAGCUCUAUGACCAUUGGCGGCGGAGGAGCAAUGAGAAAGUCACGUUUGCAGGGACGCUAUGACAACAUAGAGGCUCGUCUGCAAUCCAUGAAGGAGGAGUUCUAUGAGUAUCGCAAACGCCAGGCAAUGCAAAGGGCAGGAGUGGCAGAACUGGAAAGUGUUUGCUGACAAAGGCCCCUAAGGCGUUAUCGCUGGCCCAGGCCAUGGUGGGAAUUGUGAUGCUAAGCGGCUACAACAGAGAAUAAGGGACAGCAAAAAAAAACAGGUUUCAGUUUCCAGUGAUUUAAUGCUUCUGCUGUAGAAGUGAGAGAGAG
Stomoxys calcitrans (stable fly) is the source of this 7082-nucleotide messenger RNA. It is a transcript of the gene tutl, whose product is annotated as protein turtle. The record is from RefSeq and is a predicted model, not a curated record. Gene Ontology annotation, molecular function: cell-cell adhesion mediator activity. Gene Ontology annotation, cellular component: axon; plasma membrane. NCBI's taxonomy places the organism in Eukaryota, Metazoa, Arthropoda, Insecta, Diptera, Muscidae. Gene Ontology annotation, biological process: homophilic cell-cell adhesion; dendrite self-avoidance; axon guidance. The transcript has 13 exons. Bases 1171 to 6936 code for a protein of 1921 amino acids.